AUGGCUUUCAAGUACGUCCUGUUGUCCUUCUGCGCUCUGGUGGGCGUGGCCAGUGCUGGCUUCCUGGCUCCGGCCACCACUUAUGCCGCCUCCUAUCCCGUGGUGGCCAAGGUGGCUCAGCCCCACUACGAUGCCGUGGGCACCACCCAGCAGAAUGUGGUGCGCUCUUUCGGAGGCACUGUGUCCACCUACUCCAAGAACGUGGUCACCCCCUACUCGAGUGUCAGCAAGGUGGACUCCCGCACCACCAACAACGUCUACACCCCGAAGACCCUCUACUCCGCUCCUGCUCCCGUGAUCACCAAGUCUUACUACGCCGCUGCUCCUGCUCCAGUCGUGGCCAAGACCGUCUACUCCGCUCCUGCUCCGGUUUAUGCUGCUCCAGCUCCCGUUCUGGCCAAGACUGUCUACUCUGCUCCUGUGGCCAAGGCUGUUUAUGCUGCACCAGCUCCAGUUUAUGCCGCUCAUGCUCCAGUUGUGGCCAAGACUGUCUACUCCGCUCCAGCUCCCGUUCUGGCCAAGACCGUCUACUCUGCCCCAGCUCCAGUUUACUCUGCUCCUGCUCCAGUUUACUCCGCUGCUCCCGCCGCAUUUGUGAAGUACUCGCCCGCCGCUGUGGUUGCCCAUGCCAGCUUCGAUGGAUUCGGCUCCCACUGGGGAUACUAG
Drosophila suzukii is the source of this 666-nucleotide messenger RNA. RefSeq names its product cuticle protein 76. NCBI's taxonomy places the organism in Eukaryota, Metazoa, Arthropoda, Insecta, Diptera, Drosophilidae. The record is from RefSeq and is a predicted model, not a curated record.